AUGGCACUCAAAGACCUCAUCCGGUCAAGAUGGUCUCGACUGGUUACGAAGGAGUCUGACAGUUCACCAUGGCCACCAACACUACAGACUGCAGAUGCCCAGAAUUCAUCUCUUCUGAUGAUACUGCCACCUGAGAUACGUCUUCGUAUCUAUGAAAUGCUCUUUGGCGGCCGCAUUAUCCACCUUGUCUGCUAUGAGCAGCGGCCCCGGACGAAAUCCCGUCUUGGAAGGUGGAAGGAUAAUGCAUGCCGGCUGCGAUGGUGGCAUUGUGUGUGUUCAUGCGAAAGAGGAGAGAAACUGUCAGAUUGGUCGGAGACGACAAUUGCUUUCUACAACUGUAGUUGCACGAAGCUGGUUUAUGGUGCAGCAGCGCAGCAACGGUAUGAGUUAGUCGAACAAGUGGAAAAGAUACACACCGCGCUCCUGCAAACAUGCCGACGGAUCUAUCUCGAAGCUGUACCCAUACUCUACGCGACCAACACGUUCUGCUUUGGCGAGGGGUCAUCAUCAUUAUCAUCACCAUCGUCCAACGUCGAGGUACUUCUAAAGUUCAAGCAGAUGCUCACUCCUGACCGAUUUGACCUGAUCACGUCUGUCGAAAUCCAUUACAAUGUCGGCGAAUCGCCGGAUGAUCCAAAGAGAGCCGGGUAUGAAACCCUGUGGGAGAUGCUUAUGGCGAUGCCGAAUCUGCGCAACUUGAGCGUUGCAGUCAUGGUCUAUCACACGAGUAUCGAGUCAAUGACCUUAGAGGAAUUCCACCGCUUCCUCAGGGCUCCCCUGGAGCGGCUGAGGGAAAAGAAGAAGAAGAAGGAACAGCUGAAAAAGGUUACCUUUUACACUUCUGCCUCUUAUGCCCCCUUCUUGACCAAGGAUACAGACGUGUUUGAGACGUAUGAGCUGCGGGCAGAGAUGCCUGAUAAUCUCAUUCAGCUUUGUUUUACUGGGCCUCCGAUUCCCAGUGCUGGUCGUCGUUUUCGUAGUACGAUUUUGCCUACUUGA
Messenger RNA from Rasamsonia emersonii CBS 393.64, 999 nucleotides. RefSeq lists its product as uncharacterized. Bases 1 to 999 code for a protein of 332 amino acids. The record is from RefSeq and is a predicted model, not a curated record. The transcript has 2 exons. Lineage: Eukaryota; Fungi; Ascomycota; Eurotiomycetes; Eurotiales; Trichocomaceae.